AUGACAUUUAAUGAAAACGGGAUCAGGCCCAAUCCUAAAGCGCUCUUCGCAUUUGAGGGCAACAAGGCACAAGCAAUAGGAGACGUGACAUUACCCGUCAUAGCCGUUGGAAAAACUCUUUUAAUGACUUUCGCGGUGGUGGACGCUCUGAGUGCCCACAAUAUGAUCAUGGGGAGAGUUGGAUCCAUAAAAUGGAUGGGGAGGCAUCAACCAGAUGUCAAGUGA
Messenger RNA from Prunus armeniaca (apricot), 225 nucleotides. Lineage: Eukaryota; Viridiplantae; Streptophyta; Magnoliopsida; Rosales; Rosaceae. The record is from the annotation of a GenBank genome assembly.